GAGAUGGACGCCCUCGAGCGCUCGUUCCUGGCGGAGGCGCAGCGCCAGGUUGAGUCGGGUCGCAGCGUUGAAGCGCUCGUUCGUGUGCAUUACGAGGGCGACGGCGUGCGCAUCGAGGAGGAUGCAGGUGGAUAUACGCGCCUGAGUUACGCAGCGCUCAAGGGCUGGUGCUCGGCCAUCACGUGGCUCCUCGAGCAGGGCGCCGACGUCCACGCUGGCUGGCCCAGACGUGGUUGGACGCCACUGAACGGCGCCGCUUGUUACGGCCAUUGUGAUGCAGCGGUCCUCCUGCUCGGCGCGGACGCGCGAGUCGACGAUCGCGACCGCUACGGAAACACCGCGCUCCACUGGGCUGCCUUCAAGGGACACACCGACAUGAGCCAGCUCCUCCUGAGCCGCGGCGCGUCGCUCGACGCGCGCCGUAUUAACGGCGACGAACCCGAGGCCCGCGCGCGA
Molecule: messenger RNA, 456 nt
Organism: Aureococcus anophagefferens
Lineage: Eukaryota; Pelagophyceae; Pelagomonadales; Pelagomonadaceae
Exons: 1
Molecular function (GO): protein binding
Source: RefSeq, a predicted model, not a curated record